CAAAAGUCACAUGACACAAACAUCCUCACAUGAUCAAGCAAGUGGAGAAACGAAACAUGAUAUAAUGAUUUCUAAAACGGUCUUUGUGUUGUUGACGAAUUUGAUUCUGGUGAAUUGUAAAGAUUUUGCGUCCUUAUCCCAUUUAAAGCCUAAGGCAUCAUUGGGGAAACAGGAAGAUGCUGCUAAAGAUUUGUACCAGAGAGUGUUGGGACCAAGAGCCGGGGAAUUCGUAGUGAAGGUUCAAUCCAACAUAGGGCCUAAAGAAAAGGACACCUUCCUUAUCAACACAAAGGAGAAGUAUGUUGAGAUUACUGGGACAACGGGCGUGGCAGCUGCCAUGGGGCUGUACUACUAUCUGACCAAUUAUUGUAACUGUCAGAUCACAUGGGGAGGGAGACAGAUGGCCAUUCCAUCCCCCCUCCCCAAGGUCGAGGGGGGCAGUGUGAAUAUCACAACCAAUGACAAGAUCCGGUUCUUCCAGAACGUGUGCACGGUCAGUUACUCCUCCGUCUGGUUCAAGUGGGCGGACUGGGAGGCAUACCUGGACUGGAUGGCCAUGAGGGGGAUAAACAUGGCUCUGGCCUUCACCGGUCAGGAAGCGAUAUUCCAGAGGGUCUACAUGGGACUUGGGUUUACUAUGAAGGAUCUUCAGGACCACUUUGGAGGUCCAGCAUUUUUAGCUUGGUCAAGAAUGGGGAACAUGCAUGGAUGGGGCGGGCCCAUCACCCAGAACUGGAUAGACGACCAGCUGAUCCUACAACACAAGAUCCUGGAGCGUAUGCGGUCCCUUGGAAUGAUUCCCGUCCUCCCAGGGUUCGCUGGACAUGUCCCAGAGGCAACCAUUCUGCACUAUCCCACAGCCAACGUGUCUCGCCUCGGAGACUGGGGACACUUCAACAAGACGUAUUGCUGUAACUAUCUGUUAGACUUCAAUGACCCAUUGUUUAUGAAGAUAGCAGUGCGCUUUAUCAAAGAGAUGGAGAACGAGUUUGGAGUUGAUCACGUUUACAGCGUCGAUACCUUUAAUGAGAUGAGGCCUCGCUCAAAUUCUACCGAGUACUUGGCUCUCUCUGGCCGCACAAUUUACAAGAGUCUUAAAGAAGCAGACUCCAAAGCCAUUUGGUUGAUGCAGGGCUGGCUGUUCAUUGAUGGCGGAUUCUGGAAGCAACCCCAGAUCAAGGCUCUCCUUACCGCUGUACCACAGGGUGAGAUGAUAAUCUUGGACCUGUACUCAGAAAUAAUUCCGAUUUACACCCAGACGGAGUCGUACUAUGGUCAGCCAUUUAUUUGGUGCAUGUUGCAUGACUUUGGCGGGACUAUGGAGCUCUAUGGGGCCCUGAAACUGAUAAACGAGGGUCCGUUCAAUGGGAGGGCAUUCCCCAACAGUUCCAUGGUGGGUUUGGGGAUGACCCCGGAGGGAAUCUUCCAGAAUGAGGUUGUGUACGAGUUCUUCACAGAAAACGUGUGGAGGAAGGCCCCCAGGGAUAUAUCUACAUGGAUCAGCAAGUAUGUCCUGAACAGAUACGGCAAGACCAACAAGUUCAUAGACUUGGCCUGGCAGUAUCUCAAGAACUCUGUAUACAACAAUUCUGACAAUCUUAAGGACCACGAUUCCAAUGCCAUCCCUGAUCAUCGCCCCAGCCUCUCUCCCGCACUCCAUCCUGAUGUGUGGUACAACCCUGAGGACCUGUACGUGGCCUGGGACAUCAUGACCUUGAACUUGGAUGAGUUCAGCAACAGCUCCCUCUUCAUGUACGACAUUGUAGAUGUGACGCGAAACAGUUUACAAAUCCUGUCAAUCAAGUACUACACGGACCUUGUCUACGCAUUUGGUCGUGGAGACAUUCAUGCGGUAGAAUCUCAUGGAAAUCAGCUUCUGGGGUUGCUUAGCGACAUGGAUACAGUGCUGGGAUCAGAUUCUCACUUCCUUUUGGGACGCUGGAUAAAGGCGGCCACAGAUAAUGCAAUGGACAUGCAGGAUAACUGGUUCCUUCAGUUCAAUGCCAGGAACCAGAUUACUCUGUGGGGUCCAAGAGGAGAGAUCCGGGAUUACGCCUGUAAGCAGUGGUCUGGCCUGAUCAAAGAUUAUUACCUACCUCGAUGGGAGAUAUUUGUGAAUUACACUCUGGACAUAAUGGCUCACAACAAGACCUACAAUGCCACAGAGCUGGAUAUAAUGAUCUAUGAGAAAGUGGAGUUUCCGUUCAGUUACAGACUGGACCAGUAUCCCACAGAGCCUCAAGGUGAUAGUGUUGCCAUAGUGAAGUCCCUGCACAAGAAGUAUAGACCGGACACCAUGUCUGAGUUUUUCCAGUCUCUGCAACAAGCCACGGAGGAGCGACAUCGCAAAGACAAACGGAACUGGAUACAGAGGAAAUACGGCUCACAGAUAAAACGUGCAAAAACUCAAAACAUUGGGUACAAUCCCAGACUCCAUCAUGUUGUGAACGGCAGGAACUGAUUUUGAUGUUUAUAUCUGUGAUUGAGGCUGUGAUUUGGACGUACUUGUGUCUUGGAAUAUAUCUAAAGGGGUUUAUUCAAUAUAUUUAUGUAUAUAAAAUUUUUGACAGAGCUUUUGUAAAGAAUGAAAUUUAAACAUGCAUAGGGCCAUAUUUUUUCAUGCUGGUACAGUAUAUAUACAUGUAUUUUAAAAAAUUAAGGUAUUGCAAGGAGAGUUUGAACUUUUAUUCAGUGCAAGAAUGAUAUUACAUGAUUUCUUCACAGGAGGGAAUAAUAUGAUACAAAUAUAGUACAAUAUGCUUUUACUAGUAUACGAAUCUGAUGUACCAGCAGUUACUUUGUAACUGUGUAACUAUGCAUAAAUCAUGUAUAUUGUGAACGUUUAUAAAUGAAAGUGCUUAUGUUUUACUCAUUUUUAUGUUUUCAUUUAUUUAAGUUUUACAUAAACAUGUCUGUAUGAAACAUUUUGCAGUGCAAGCAACAUUUAUUCCCAUAGGCAUGAACCGAUUAACAAAGAGAGUUUUAUUUAAUAUUCAGAUUUCAGUGUAUGUGUAAAAACAAAUUUUUGUUGUUGUUAUUUUAUGUUAUCAGGUUAGAAAGGGUACCUUUUUUAUGUGAUGUGUCACAGAAAUGUUAAACAUUCCAAAUAUAUUGGGUUAGCAAUGUCACACCUUUUUUUCAUCUCCACCUGGCUCCAACACCUGAUAAACUGAAAAUAAUAAACUGAAUUAUGUACCUAAUACAUGUAAGUAGAUUUUUUAAAAAUUUCAAUUGUUUAAUUUACUUGGAUUGUAAAGUUUAGAAGGUUACUUCUUCUAGUAUUUAUAGGUAUACAAACCUAAAGGGAAAACAUCUAAUCUCAGAAUCUAAUCACUGAAUCUAUUUCUAUUAAAAUUAUUUUAACUUAAAAUUUUGAUUGUAAUAAUUCUGUCUUAUCUUUAUGGAGCCAGAUCUCAGGGAUCUAGUGAUGCGAGUUGUACUUAAUUAGUAGCAGUAAAUAAGAAUUUUUUUUAUGUAUGAAUACCAUGUGUUUGUAUUGGCUUUAUCUAUAGUCAAGUAGCUGGUGCUCAGUUUGUUGAGAUUAAAAUGGUCACCCUCCCAACGUCAGGGAUCAUGAAGUCACUCUCAUAGUCAUGAUUGGGGUUAUAAUUCAAUUCAUUUAUUGACAAUUACCAUGCUGGCAUACAGUCUUGAAUAUAUGAGUUACAUUAAACAAAAGAUUAAACAAAAGCAUGCAAAAGCUAAACAUUAACUAAUAAAGAACUUAUAUAAAGAACUUUGUCUAAAUCCGUUACUGAACUGCUUGCCAGACCCCAGACAUUGAGAGGGUUUGUUGAGGCCUGCUUUUGUUUUAUUGUAUAAGGAUAUGUGAUUUAUACACAUGGCAUAGCAUAACGGUAUUUUUGAAUUGUUGCAAUAACUUAAUUAAAGAAUGCUAGUAUAUUAAUAAGCGCUAUUUUGUCUCAUUUUUUGAAAAAUCUCUGCUUAGAGUUAAGAUAAAACAGUUUCUUAUUGUAAUGAUGGAAAUAUUUUCCCUCAAUAUUUCACUUAGAAAGAGUAAAUCAAAAGACUAAGCAUUGGAAUUCAAUCAAUUUAAUUGAUUAAAUAUUGACAAUAUCCUAAGGAGCCAAAUAAACUUUUCUCUAUUCUAUGA
Messenger RNA from Magallana angulata, 4114 nucleotides. Its product is annotated as alpha-N-acetylglucosaminidase-like. Lineage: Eukaryota; Metazoa; Mollusca; Bivalvia; Ostreida; Ostreidae. The transcript is spliced from 23 exons. Bases 11 to 2461 code for a protein of 816 amino acids. The record is from RefSeq and is a predicted model, not a curated record.